UACAAUAGCUCCAGCGGUAUAUGUUCUUAUCCUGCUUUAACCAAAUUUACAAAUUUAACACUUGCAUAAAAUUAAGAGGCUCUGAAGCGUGAUUUCAAUAUUACUAUAAGUGCAGAUCAAAAAGCGAGCCUCAUCAUCUUAUGGUAAACCAUGGCGGCACAACAAUUUACCGUGGAUAGACCGGAAAGAUCCUGUGGGAAUUUUUCGGAAUCGAUAAAAAAGUCAGACGCAAUUAAUUCUAACCGCUCAGCUAUGACCAAAUCAGUUGCGGAAUCAACUAGCGGUUCCGGUGACAGCAGUAAAUGUCCACCUACCGAUAUCCGUAACGCCGUAGCGUCUAUUAUGCAUGGUUAUGACUGGACAUCAAUCCCCUUACCGACCCGCCAAACUCCGGGAGAGAAACGCAUUCCCCACGUCAAGAGACCGAUGAACGCAUUUAUGGUAUGGGCACAGGCGGCGCGGAAAGAACUGGCCGAAAAGCAUCCUCAUCUGCACAACGCGGAGUUAUCAAAAACACUGGGGAUUCUAUGGAGGCAAACCGACGACGACAAGAAGCGCGUAUUUAUUGAAACAGCCGAAUAUUUACGCCUGCAGCACAAGAAAGACCAUCCCGACUAUAAAUAUCAGCCGCGCCGUCGGAAAACAAGCAAACGCUCCACAACUGAUAUUGCAUCCGGAAACGACGACAACGGCCAUCUGGCUGGCAGUGAGAAGUCGUCAAAAGCAGUAAAAAAACAGCGCAAAAUAUACACAUCACUCAGCAAUGUUUAUGACGCCGUCCAAGAGCGCGAUGCCUGCACACCGACAUCGUCAUUGUCCAAUAGCUCGCACGAAUCAGCCAAUUCCCCCGCAGCACUGACAUCGCAGCAUCCACCUGUAACGGAUGUCCUCUCUCUCAUGAUGACCUCCCCGCCAUCUAAGCACAUCUUUCCAACCGGCGCCGCACCGUCAAACUGUUUUGACGCUAGCAGUCUAAUCAAACGGAACGCAUAUGUCCGUGAGGAAAAAAACGGCCUCAAUGAUUUACCACCACCACCAAAUCAUCAUCAGCCAAUGGAAUUUUUCACCACAGCCAGUUGCAGCUACCAAAAUUCCGCGCAUUUGACACCAGCAGCAGCCGGUCCGCUCGACGGCAAUCUAAACGCUCCGUCAAUGGACAAUUUGGAUGAUGGGGAAUUUGAACGCUACUUUACACCGGUGCAAAUGGAUAAAGGUCACUUUGGAUCCAAUACCGUCACCAACUGGAUGGGUCGGUAUUGCUAUCCCAGCGAACAGUACAGCAACAAAUUCCCUACGGAAAUGGAGAAGAAUUGCAGCGAUGUUCCUCCCAAUGCCAUGUACAUCCACAAUAAUCGCCAUUCAGGACAGUGUUUCGGAAAUUUUCAUCCGAACAUGCUGAGCGAACCGCAACCAGUAGUGCACACAUUGUAUACUCACAUUGCCGAACUGCCACUAACGCGAUCUGGACCGCCUGCCAGCAGUGCCGACUGCUCGCAGUUGUUUCCAGCAGCUUCAAUGAAAAUUGUUCGUAGUAAGGAAGAAGCAUACGAUUACCUUUUCAAAGUCGUCAUCAUUGGAGACUCCGGAGUAGGAAAAAGUAAUCUUCUUUCAAGAUUCACGAAAAAUGAAUUCAACCACGAAUACAAUAUACGAAGUACAAUCGGAGUGGAAUUCGCUGCUCGAAUUGUUGAAAUAGAGGGACACCUGAUAAAGGCGCAGUUCUGGGAUACAGCCGGUCAGGAAAGAUUCCGUGCAAUAGGCAGCGCAUAUUACCGCGGAGCAAUGGGUGCCCUUCUAGUGUUUGAUAUAACGAAUUUUUCCUCAUUUGAUAACGCUGACGCUUGGCUUAAAGAUUUUCGCAAUUCAACAAGUGAUGAUGUUGUUGUUAUGCUUAUUGGGAAUAAAAGUGACCUUCAGGCCAGAAGAACAGUAUCGACUCAGCAAGCCCUGGCAUAUGCAGAUCGUAAAGGAAUAUCUUACAUGGAAACGUCUGCACGCGACACAGCCUACGUGGAGAAAGCAUUUUUUGCGCUAUUAACAGACAUCUAUCACAGAUUUGUACUAAAGCUCCACCAGUCACGCAGUGUGUUGUUAACGGAUACUGUUAUUCUGAACAGUAAUUCUAAUACCGGAAAGCAACCCGAUUUAGGCGCCGGUGACCAGUCUCAAAACAACGCAUCUAAAAAAUGCUGUUGAAAAAAUAUAAAAAAAAUUAAAACAACAA
Paramacrobiotus metropolitanus is the source of this 2224-nucleotide messenger RNA. Its product is annotated as transcription factor Sox-10-like. Gene Ontology annotation, molecular function: GTP binding; GTPase activity. The record is from RefSeq and is a predicted model, not a curated record. Gene Ontology annotation, cellular component: endosome. Lineage: Eukaryota; Metazoa; Tardigrada; Eutardigrada; Parachela; Macrobiotidae. The transcript is spliced from 8 exons. Bases 151 to 2196 code for a protein of 681 amino acids.